Rosa rugosa (rugosa rose) is the source of this 744-nucleotide messenger RNA. RefSeq names its product proteasome subunit beta type-4. The transcript has a single exon. Bases 1 to 744 code for a protein of 247 amino acids. Lineage: Eukaryota; Viridiplantae; Streptophyta; Magnoliopsida; Rosales; Rosaceae. The record is from RefSeq and is a predicted model, not a curated record. Gene Ontology annotation, cellular component: proteasome core complex.
AUGAACUCAAUGGACUCGAACCAGGCGAAAUCCAGCCUACUGUGUUCCCCAGAAGCCUCUCAGUCUCAGAGAACACCGAACCCUUACGUGACUGGCACGUCUGUUGUGGCUCUCAAAUACAAAGAUGGAGUUUUGAUGGCUGCUGAUAUGGGAGGUUCCUAUGGAUCGACCCUCCGAUACAAGAGCAUCGAACGAAUGAAGCCUAUUGGAAAGCAUUCUCUUCUUGGCGCAAGUGGAGAAAUCAGUGAUUUCCAGGAGCUGCUACGUUAUCUUGACGAGCUCACCCAACAGGACAGCAUGUGUGACGAUGGAAACUCUUUGGGACCUAAAGAGAUCCACAGCUACUUGACCCGUGUGAUGUACAACAGGCGUAACAAGUUUGAUCCGCUGUGGAACUCGCUUGUGCUUGGUGGAGUGAAGAACGGUAAGACAUACCUCGGAAUCGUUACUAUGAUAGGUUUGAACUUUGAGGACAAUCAUGUCGCUACCGGAUUUGGAAACCACCUUGCAAGGCCUAUUCUUCGUGAUGAAUGGCGCAAGGACUUGAGUUUCGAAGAAGGUGUUAGGCUUCUGGAGAAAUGCAUGCGUGUCCUUUUGUAUCGUGAUAGGUCUGCUGUCAACAAGCUUCAGAUAGCUAACAUCACUAAAGAAGGUGUAACAAUCUCUCAGCCCUACUCCUUGAAGACUUCCUGGAAUUUCUUUGCUUUCCAAAAUCCAACAGCAGGUGCUCAAGGAUCAUGGUAA